UGCCAUGGUUGCAUGGGCGACAGGCGAGCCAAACUUCCCUGCUCACUGAAAGCGUCUCGCCGCCCUUUGCGUUACUUUUCUGGGGAAGCUAACACACUCCCAGCGCUCAGGGGACUCUUUGUCUGGAUGAUUUGAGCCGGCGGGAAACUUUUCUUUGACACGGCGUGAAGCAGCCGCGCGGUAAACUUCCCGGAGCUGCAGCCCGGAGGGCACCAGGAGGAGGAGUCAACAGGUCCCAGAAUUAAGGAGCUGCGAUCGAUUCAAGGGAAGAUUUCCUUUGCCAAGAACAGGCAGAUUGACGUAUUUGGGGGGGAAAAAAGAUUCUCCUCGAGCGAUCGAUGUGGGCAGUCCACCAGCUGGAUGCCCAGUUGGCCAGAGGGAUCACCACUCAAUCAGUCUGAGCAACAGAGCACACGGCGACCCACAGAGGGGGAGUCGUUGAGCCAUAUCUGCAGCUGCAUUCGCCAUUAUUGGUCUACAAGGACCCUAACCCUGGGGGCAGAAAGAAAGGCUUAGGCUCUGCCGGUGCGAGGAUGAUGAGAGGAGAAGAGCCUGAUGGCAUCAUGUGAUCUGCACUUUUGUGGAAGUAGCGCGACAACUACUUACACAGCCGAUCAGUGCGGCAGCUAUCAAAGUCUUGACUGGACUUGCCUCCUGUUGUUUUUUCUCCCCUUCAUCUGGAAGAUAAGGAAUGACCGCACUCCUUUUUAACUUCCACAACAUCCCCAGCAAAUAAGGCCUCUUUCACAAUAGCAGAGAGUUCACCCACCUGGGUGGUUUAUCUCCAACAUCUUGGUCAGUCACUCAGCGGACACCAGCAGUUUUUUUUUUGUUUUUUUUGUGGAGUCUACUUUGCUGUGCUGCGUAUGGGGGAUUAAACAAGAAGACAGUUGCGCCUCUUGUCUGCUGAGCAAUUUUUUCGUGACUGAAGGUGGGCUCAUCCAUCAUGGCGGGGAAGGGCAACCCAAUGCCAGGCCCCCAUCUAAACGGCUUCCCAAUGCCCACCUAUUCCUACUUCUUUCCUCACAUGCUGGGAAGCCUGUCGCCACCAGCUCUGCCAGGACUGCCCCUCAGUGGGUACAGCACCCCCUCGCCAGCCACGAUAGAGACGCAGAGCACCAGCUCGGAGGAGAUAGUGCCAAGUCCGCCCUCGCCUCCCCCGCCGCCCCGCGUCUACAAGCCCUGCUUUGUGUGCCAGGAUAAGUCCUCAGGGUACCACUAUGGUGUCAGCGCCUGUGAAGGCUGCAAGGGAUUCUUCAGGAGAAGCAUCCAGAAGAACAUGGUGUACACUUGUCACCGGGAGAAGAACUGCAUUAUCAACAAAGUCACGCGGAAUCGCUGUCAGUACUGCCGACUGCAGAAGUGCCUGGAAGUGGGGAUGUCCAAGGAGUCGGUGAGGAAUGAUAGGAACAAGAAGAAGAAGGAGGAGAAGAAGCAGGAGUGCACAGAGAGCUACGUGUUGAGCACCGAAACAGAGCAGAUGAUUGACAGGGUUCGCAAGGCUCAUCAGGAAACGUUCCCGUCCCUCUGCCAGCUCGGCAAAUACACUACGAGUAACAGCUCAGAGCGCCGCGUGUCGUUGGACGUUGACCUCUGGGACAAGUUCAGCGAGCUGUCCACCAAGUGUAUCAUUAAGACGGUGGAGUUCGCAAAGCAGCUGCCCGGCUUCACCACGCUCACCAUCGCCGACCAGAUCACGCUCCUGAAAGCCGCCUGCCUGGACAUCCUGAUACUUCGGAUUUGCACGCGAUACACACCAGAACAGGACACCAUGACCUUCUCAGAUGGACUCACGCUAAACCGAACCCAGAUGCACAACGCUGGCUUCGGCCCUCUCACUGACCUGGUGUUCGCGUUCGCCAACCAGCUACUUCCUCUGGAGAUGGACGACGCAGAGACAGGACUCCUCAGCGCCAUCUGUUUGCUGUGUGGAGAUCGGCAGGACCUGGAGGAGGCUGAUAAGGUGGACAUUCUUCAGGAGCCCCUCCUGGAGGCCCUGAAGAUCUACGUGAGGAAGAGGAGGCCUCACAAGCCGCACAUGUUUCCAAAAAUGUUGAUGAAGAUCACCGACCUGAGAAGCAUCAGUGCUAAAGGAGCUGAACGAGUCAUCACCUUGAAAAUGGAGAUCCCAGGCUCCAUGCCUCCCCUCAUCCAGGAAAUGUUGGAGAACUCUGAAGGCUUGGAGAGCGGCGCAGCGGGCGGCCGACCCAGCGGAGCUCCACCCGGCAGCUGCAGCCCCAGUUUGUCCCCCAGCUCUGCCCAAAGCAGUCCUGCUACACAAUCGCCGUAGUGACGGCCAACCUUUUUACUUCCCUGACACGGUGAAACAAGGAGGUCUGGACUCUGACCGGGCGAGCCGACCCCCUCCUCUGCUCAACACACACCUCCCAACCUGCGCUCCAUCACCCCGGGACACUGUGCUGGUGUGCGGGCAAGCGAGGUUGCCUCCGAGAGACCACCGUAAACACUGCUGACGACGACUCCUCCCCGCCCUCCUCUCCCCACUCUUCUCCACAGCUGCUCCCCCUUCACCGCCUCCUCCAGACUGACGGAUCUGAUCGCAGUUGGGGCCGGACCGGAUGUGGAUGCGGACACUGUUGGACAGGAAUCGCCGGACACUUUCUGUUGUACUCUAAAGCAGACUGCAAGCUUGGAUUUGUUAGAAGACCCCUCCUCCUCCUUCCUCUCUCAAAGACUCGGGGUCGUUUCUUUUUUUCGUACAAAGUUAUAUAAAUAUAUAUAGAAAUGAACUAUUGUGUUUGACAUGUUCAGGAGGGCGACUGAAAACAGUUUUCUGAGAUUAGAAAUCGUUGUACCCAUUCACUGUUUGGAUCUUUUCGUACCCACCGAGAGUAUUGAGGACGACGCUUCAGUUUUAUCUCACCUGUACAUUAUUCUAAUUAACAAAGAGAUCAAAACAAUUGUUAUUUCCAGUCCUCACACACACGCGCGCACACACACACACACGUGCACAAAAAAAAAGUCGCUAUGAGUAUCACGUCUAUUCCAGGUUGUUUUCCACUUAUUGUUUUGUGCUUCCAGACGAAUGGAAACAAAUGAUUGUAUGAUAUGGUCACAGGUCCUUUCAAGAAAUCCAGUUAAUGAAGAUUCAUUAUUAAGGUGUAUUUUAAGUAGCCUUUGGUUUGUGUAUAUAAGCUGUAUUCAUUUCUUAAAAACUAUGAAGAGUUUUAGGCUUCACUUGAUUUUUAAAAGAAAACCUUUUAUGUGUUUUGUUCAUAGGUUUGUGAUUGGAGGAAAUACAUUGUUGAGCACAUUUUACUGAAGGAAGUUCUUGUGUCCUACUAGAUACUGGACAGACACUUAACUCAUCACCGGCUGUUCAGAAUGUGGCGUUCACGGAUCCCCUCCGCCUCCCUUUUCUGUUUCCAAACGUUUUUUUUUUCUCUCUCUCUACAUACCCGUAGGUAAGAAAAAGUAGCACUCCAGUCGGGGCAUAGCUUUCUGGCCGCGUAGCAGGCAGAGACGGCAGUGUCUGAAAGUGGUGAGGUGGAUCACGCCUCACCGGGAUCAGAUGUUCCUGUAGCAGCUUCAUGAGAUUGAUAAAUGUGAAGAAUGGUGUACAUACACACUGUAUUUAAUACAAGUGAUUCGCAAAAGCCUCUAUAUGGGUCGAUAUUAUGUCGUGGUGGGAAAAACUAGAUUGUAGCGGUCCCUCUGGACGGGGAUCUGGCAUGUGAAGGUCCCAUAUGUGAUGUUUGUCCUCACACAUCGCCCCCUGGCUGCCUGUGUUAGAAAGACACAGGUUCCAGAGCAACCUCACACCCUGUGAUACACUUAAUGCCAAAACGCCUUCACAUCUCAUGUUUGACCAUCAUUACUGUACACACACACACACACACCAAUGUCUCAGGAAGGAAUCAUUUUGUGUGCUUGGCCUGUCCAUUGUAUAUGUUCUGUGCUGCACUCCCCCACCUUUGUCACAAACACACAAACCCCACCUCUGCUACUGAGCCCCCGUGUUGAAAAUCACUCAGACCAGGACUUGUGCAGAGAGACGCCGACCCUGAACAUUAUUGUCACACCAUGCCAGUGUGGAGUCUCUCUAUGAGUCAUUCUUUGUUCUCUUUUUUUUUUUUUUUUUUUUUUUUGUACGGUCAAAGCUGCUUUCCUCAUUUAGGACUUAACAUGUCCAGAACAGCGCACAACUUUUCUCUGCACAGCUAAUCUGGAAUAGAAACGGACACACCUUCGAUUUGAGACGUAUGGAAUAUGUUGCAGUUUUGUCAAGAUUAUCAAGCGACUUUGAGAAAAAAGAAAAUAAGAAAAAAAAAAGAUAAAAAUAAAACCAACAUUUAAUAAUUA
Messenger RNA from Synchiropus splendidus (mandarinfish), 4323 nucleotides. RefSeq names its product retinoic acid receptor, alpha a (gene raraa). Gene Ontology annotation, cellular component: nucleus; transcription regulator complex. The transcript is spliced from 12 exons. The coding region runs from base 947 to 2290 and encodes 447 amino acids. Gene Ontology annotation, molecular function: zinc ion binding; RNA polymerase II cis-regulatory region sequence-specific DNA binding; nuclear glucocorticoid receptor binding. Gene Ontology annotation, biological process: cellular response to corticotropin-releasing hormone stimulus; retinoic acid receptor signaling pathway; regulation of transcription by RNA polymerase II. The record is from RefSeq and is a predicted model, not a curated record. Lineage: Eukaryota; Metazoa; Chordata; Actinopteri; Syngnathiformes; Callionymidae.